This is a messenger RNA of Ostreobium quekettii, 486 nucleotides long. The record is from the annotation of a GenBank genome assembly. NCBI's taxonomy places the organism in Eukaryota, Viridiplantae, Chlorophyta, Ulvophyceae, Bryopsidales, Ostreobiaceae.
AUGAAGGGGCCGGCGCCCGCCUGGCGGGCAGCUUGGAUCAUCUCUGCGCUGCUUUGGACGGUGGCGGGACGGCGCGAAGAUGCUCUGAUGGCCCAAACCUCCAGGAAGCUGCAACAGAGUCCCAAACUUCUCGAUGAACUUCCUGAAGUCAGGCCAACGAUCGCGGGGGGUGUUGAUGCACCUUGUGGGCGGUAUACAUACAUGGUGUCCUUGCGGGAUACACAGAAUGUGCACAUGUGUGGUGGCGUGCUCAUCGACAAGCGCUGGGUGCUGACAGCUGCCCAUUGCGUGGACCCCAACAGCAGAUCGUCACUGGGGCCAACGCCUGUUGUUGUGAUCGGAAGUUGUAAUCUGGGUGACAGAGAUAAUGUGGAGGUGGGCCACAGCAUGCCAGCUGUUGCUUUUCCCGUUGUUGAUUCUUUUCGUCAGGAACAUGUGUCCCAGUGCAAGUCCAAUGUCUGUGCCCAUGUCCAAGAAAUGUGGUGA